AUGGGUGAAUCAGGUAUAAAACAGAGAAAUGCAGCUCAGGAAUUUGUCAACGAUGCAUCAAGAGCCACUGAUGAAGAGAAAAACACUAUGAAAGUCACUGAAGAAGACGCAAGUGACAACGAAUCAGAGUCUUCUAUGUCAGAAGGCGACUCUGGUAUUGAAGAUGAUCUCGAUGUUGCCUCUUCAGAUAAAAGCGAGAGCAGUGACGAAGAGGAUGAUGACGAAAGGACAGAUGAUGAAUUCCCCUUGAAGAAGAAGAAGAAGGUGAAUGGCGAUGGCGCAGAUCUGUUUGCCAGUGCAUUCAAUGCCAUUAUUGGUUCAAAGUUGAAGGCUUACGACAGAAACGAUCCAAUCUUGGCUCGUAACAAAUCAACGCUCAAGAAAAUGGAGUCAGAUAAGUUGGAGAGAAAAGCCAAACGCGAGUUGCUUGCUGAGAAGAAACAGCUUCAAGACAAAGUCAGAAUACGAAACUUGCUUCCUUCCGCCAGCGAGCCUGAAAAAGUCAGGGAGGUGAUUGAAAAAGAGAAAAAGUUAAAAAAAGUUGCUCAAAAGGGUGUUGUCAAGUUAUUCAAUGCCGUUUUGGCUACCCAGGUAAAGACCAAGGAAGAAAUCAGCAAGGCUAAGGUACCCUCAGGCAAACAAGACGAGAUGAUGAAUGAGCUAUCGAAAUCGAAAUUUUUGGACCUUGUGAAAGCCGCUGGUAACACAUGA
Molecule: messenger RNA, 711 nt
Organism: Candidozyma auris
Lineage: Eukaryota; Fungi; Ascomycota; Pichiomycetes; Serinales; Metschnikowiaceae
Gene: RRP15
Product: Rrp15p
Exons: 1
Coding region: 1-711 (236 amino acids)
Biological process (GO): maturation of 5.8S rRNA; maturation of LSU-rRNA
Cellular component (GO): preribosome, large subunit precursor
Source: RefSeq, a predicted model, not a curated record